AUGUCCGAUCGACAUGACGAUGACGAUUCACCCUUUUGGCCUCGUGGGAACUCGACCAAUGUUAAUAGUAGGAUCUUGCUCAUUGCUAUUAUAUCCUUAUCUUUUGUUGUGGUGGUCGUAACCAUGUUACAUGUAUACGCAAGGUACAUACUCCGCCGCCAAGCCCGCCAACGAGCCGCUUUUCGAGGUAUCGGAAUCGUGGCUCAUAUCCAGUCUGAAGAGCCACCUAAAAGAGGUCUUGAACCCACUGUUAUCUCUUCCCUCCCUAUACUCAUGUAUAAGGACAUCGAUCACAAACCGGACCAUUCAAGUGUGAGCCCUGAAUGCGCGGUUUGUUUAAGCACGUUCGAGGGUGGUCAGAUGAUUAGGGUUUUACCAAACUGUAAUCACCAUUUUCAUGCUGACUGCAUUGACAAAUGGUUAAGCUCAAGGUCCAGUUGUCCCAUUUGUCGUCAUGAGGUGGAGCCAGCUGCCUCCAUUAAUCCCUUACCUCGCGAGCCUAGUACUAGGCUAGGGCCAGCUUCUGCGCCACCUUUAGAACGUAUCGGUUCUGUAGUAAUUCCUGUUGAAGGGACAUCAGAUCAAAUGGUAUCGUCGUCGGAAAAAGUCAAUGGAACGAAUUCGAGAUUGAGUUCUUUUCGAAGGAUGCUUAGUAUGGACCGGUCUUCACGGCGUGCUAAUUCAUGUACACAAGGCGAAAAUGAAGAUCUCGAAAGACAGUAA
Molecule: messenger RNA, 723 nt
Organism: Lactuca virosa
Lineage: Eukaryota; Viridiplantae; Streptophyta; Magnoliopsida; Asterales; Asteraceae
Source: the annotation of a GenBank genome assembly